Molecule: messenger RNA, 926 nt
Organism: Saccostrea cuccullata (small rock oyster)
Lineage: Eukaryota; Metazoa; Mollusca; Bivalvia; Ostreida; Ostreidae
Exons: 2
Coding region: 45-911 (288 amino acids)
Source: RefSeq, a predicted model, not a curated record
UCAAAUUUUCUCAUCAUUCAUCAGACAAUAGUUUGAACAUCAACAUGGACUACAAGACUUGGUCAGCAUUUGUGCUUUUUAUCUUAUUUGUAUAUGUAAAGGGAUUAUCCGUGGUCACAGGUAACGAUAACAACACCUUGACCAGUAUAGAAGAAUUAAGAGCCGAUGCCAAAAAUACAGACGUGUUCCGACAACUGCUUAACCAAGAAACCCUUAUCCGAAUUUCUUUGGUGAAAAACGUCCAUACAUUGAUGAAGGAUAUGGUGGACAUGAAGCAAGUUAUAACCUCCUUGCAGGAGUCUCAAAAAGAUAGCUCGUCUCUGAUAUCGAACUUACGAACAGAAGUUGCUUCGCUUAAAGAACAAAAUAAGAAAUUAAACAAUGACAUUAUAAGUUUAAAAGAAACUGCCGGAAUUGUCAAAGAAAAUUUGACAGAAUUAUUCGAGAUUCAACAAACUGUAGACAGAAAUAUGAAGGUGAAAAGGCAAACAUUUGAAUCAAAUAUUACUACCGUUUUAGGAGAUAUAAAAACCGAGGUUCGAUAUCUAUCUGUCACUUUGUUGGACUUGAACAAACAUACACUGGAUAUGGAGAAAACUCUACCCAAAACCAUAGAGGAAAAACAUGCUAAAGAUUAUGAGAGACUGAAUGAAUCUAUGACUAAUCUGAAUGCAGAUUUGAUUGCUACGAAGGGAAGACUCCAGGCGACUGUGAAUGAUUUGAGCUCAUUUCAAUAUAAUAUCACAUCCUCUGUUUCUCACGACAUAAACAGUACAAUUAAUACCCUGAAAGCUGAAGUCACACAAUCGAAGAUGGAUAAUCUUAAGCUUAUUUCCUCCGUGUCUUCGCUCGAGGUAUUCCGAAUGAAUGUGACAAACAAUCACUGUGGUAAGUACAGCAAGGAAAUGUAAUGCAAAAUACCUCGA